Molecule: messenger RNA, 2958 nt
Organism: Linum trigynum
Lineage: Eukaryota; Viridiplantae; Streptophyta; Magnoliopsida; Malpighiales; Linaceae
Source: the annotation of a GenBank genome assembly
CAUCAUUGGAGGAGAGUACCCUAAGGACGAAUAUGUGAUCAGUCGCCUUCAAAAUCCAAGAAAAAUGAUCUUUCCAAAAUAUCGUCCAAAAUCAGUGAUGGUACCCCUUUGGAAUCUGCCAAAAAUGGUCUUGGAAAUAUUUCGUCUGAAUCAGUGUUUAAUAGACUCAUUCAUCCCUAAAGAAUAGCCUCAGCUUGAAUUCGUGAUCUGCAGUUUUCAAAAUCCAUGAAAAACGACCUUUCAAAAAAAUUGAAGAAAAUUACCAAAAUGCCCUCCGCAAAUGGUUCAGGUGCACGGGGUCUUACCGUCUUGCCGUUGGUACUCCGCAUCUUGACGGAGAAUUCAAUUUCACCGGGUCUAUAUCGGAGACAGCGGGGCAGUUCGACCAAAUUUUUGCCCAAAUCGGCGAUUAGUAGACUUCAUCAUUGGUGGAGAGUACCCUAUGGACGAAGCUGUGAUCCGUUGCCUUCAAAAUCCAAGGAUGGUCUUUCCAAAAAAUCGCCCGAAAUCGGUGAUGGUACCCCUUUGGAAUCUGCCAAAAAUGGCCCCGGAAAUAUUUUGCCCAAAUCGGUGUCUAAUAGACUCAUUCAUCCCUAAAGAAUAGCCUCAGCAUGAAUACGUGAUCUGUAGCCUUCAAAAUCCAUGGAAAACGGCCUUUCAAAAAAAUCGAAGAAAAUUACCAAAAUGCCAUCCGCAAAAGUUCGACCAAAUUUAUGCCCAAACCGGCGAUGAGUAGACUUCAUCAUUGGUGGAGAGUACCCUAAGGACGAAUCUGUGAUCCGUCGCCUUCAAAAUCCAAGAAAAGUGGCCAAUCUAGAAAAACGCCCGAAAUCUGUGAUGGUGCGCUCCCUCCUUUCCUAAAAAAAAAAUUAAUACAAAGUAUACAAAUCAUAGCAUUAAAAUAUAAAAAAUAGACAAACAAACAUUACAUUUUACAAUAUGUACAAAAUCGUCAUAUAAACAUUACAAACAUAAUAGAUAAAAAUAACAAACUAGAAUGAUAAACGAUACAAACCGAAGUGAUAUAAACAUUACAAACUGGAAUGAUAAACAUUACAUAAUAGGUCGACAAACAUCACGAAUCCAGCACUGUCGUCGGAAAAUCCAUCUCUGCCAUGUCUAGUCGUCGGACUCCUCGGCCAUCGCCGGAAAAGCUACCGGAAUUCCCAGGGUGGUCGGCGGCAGGUCUCAGGAAACAGGCGGCCGGCGGAAGGGACAGCUAAUUCAGCCCAAUUUUUAUUUUUAAUUUAAUUAUUAAUUAAUUAAUUUGUGUAAUUAUUAUCUUGUCCUUUAUUAAAUGAAAUUAAUCUGGACCAUUAAAUUUUAAUGAGAUACAAGAGUGGAGAUUCAUUUAAUCAUUUGACUAAGCUACCCUUAGUCACAAGAUCUCAGCCGCCUAGCAAAUACAGUGAGGAGAAUUUUAAUUACGCAGCGAAACUCCACCAAAAUGUAACAGACUGGCCCCAUGAGAAAUUCUGAAAUUGGCAUUAGAUCUCGUCUCGCAGCUGGGGUUGAGUGGAGAGCAUCCGAAUUAUUAAAGUUGGUGGGGAGACGAGAUGACUUGUAAUCACAUUAUCCAUAGGAACCAGAUAUGGUGACCAAGUGGCACUAUCUCAGUGGAUGAAACGAUCUUCCCCUUAACUUUACCUUCCAAGAUAGAGAUAAUUCUAACUUGCCACCAGCCCUGGAAAAAAAAGGAAAAAACCGGCCACACAAAUUGCUCAAACUCAAAAGCCACACUCCCCAACUGCAACUUCUGCUGUUUUCAAUUUAUCUGCUUCACACCCUGAAUCAUGGCUAGCUGCAACAUGGCAUCGGCCGCUUCAGGGUUCGUCUUCACACCUAACGUCACAACAACCUCAAAGACCAGCGGCAGCAGCUUCUUGUUUUUCGCACCCAAGAACAGCAGCAGCGGUUCCCGGCUGCAGCUCGUUGUGAGGGCGGCCGCGGACGAGGGAGCGGCGCCACCUGCUGCUACUGCUACAACUCCAGCUCCUGCUGAGGGUGAAGCUCCUAAGGCUAAGGUCAAGCCGCCACCGAUUGGACCCAAGAGAGGAACCAAGGUGAAGAUUAUGAGGAGGGAAUCCUACUGGUUCAAUGGGAUUGGAUCCGUAGUAGCUGUUGAUCAGGACCCCAAGACUCGCUACCCAGUUGUGGUUCGAUUCGACAAAGUUAACUACGCAAAUGUAUCUACGAACAACUAUGCUUUGGACGAAAUCGAAGAAGUUAAAUGAGCUUCAUACAUGUCGUGAUGGAAUGAUUGUAUUACUAUUAGUGUUGUAUAUUUUUACUUCUUCUCUGCUAUUGUAAUUUUGAACAGUCGGGUGUCUCAAAGUUCUCUCUUAUUUCUUCGCCUAAAGCUAAACACAGCACAUCCCUUCCACACCUUCUAUUGCGAUGUCAUCAGUCAUCGCACCUUGCCGCGAAUCAAACGUCUGAGCCGACUGUUGUAGUAUUCCCUUUCCCCUUCGUGGUAUCUUCCUGCCAUCUUCUCGGUUUUACUUGCAAAAUUUCGGUUCGAAACCCCUUAAACUAGCUAUGUACUGGGAAGUGGAACACUGCGUGCUUUCCUAGUUAGGUAUGAACGGGAUUACUUGAUGAAGAUGUAGAGCUUUCAGGUGUUGUUGAUAUUUUCUUCUUGUGCUUAACAAUACAUAGCCUAGGGCUUAUAUGGCCGAACCCUUUUACUGCAGACUAGGGAUCUCGGCUUGGGCUAAGAAUAAAUGUACACAAAUCACCAAAUUAAACAAAGGGGGCAACUUAAUCCAUGCGCCUGCGACACCAUGCACAAUAAGAUGACAUGUAACUUCCCAAACUUGGAAGUCAAAUAGGAGAAGUUAAAGAGAUCAACUCCUUGAUCUAUGAUUUCUUUUGAGAUGUCACAAUGUUCAUGCACAAAAGUAACAAUUCGUUGCCACAUGUGUUGAUUGAUUAUCACAAUGAAGGAUCAUGGUGACA